This is a messenger RNA of Clavispora lusitaniae ATCC 42720, 1029 nucleotides long. RefSeq names its product 3-keto-steroid reductase (gene ERG27). NCBI's taxonomy places the organism in Eukaryota, Fungi, Ascomycota, Pichiomycetes, Serinales, Metschnikowiaceae. Gene Ontology annotation, cellular component: mitochondrial outer membrane; endoplasmic reticulum membrane; lipid droplet. Gene Ontology annotation, molecular function: 3-beta-hydroxysteroid 3-dehydrogenase (NADP+) activity. The record is from RefSeq and is a predicted model, not a curated record. Gene Ontology annotation, biological process: ergosterol biosynthetic process.
AUGAGAGAAAAAAAAGUUGCAGUUAUCACAGGGACGAACUCCAACUUGGGCUUCAAUAUUGCAUACAGACUUCUUUCCACGAUCUCCGCCGACACAAAUUUGACUAUUGUCGUCACAUCAAGAACGCUUCCGAGAGUGAAAGAAGCCAUCACCAAAAUCAAAGACUAUGCACUUGAAAAACUUCCUGGACGAACAGGACAGCUCGAAUUCGACUACCUCCUCGUCGAUUUCACUGAUAUGGUUUCUGUUCUUAGCGGAUACUACGAAUUGAACAAGAAGUAUACCCAUAUUGAUUAUGUUUUCAUUAAUGCUGCCCAAGGAGUAUACAGCGGAAUCGAUUGGAUUCUGGCCACAAAAUGCGUCUUCACAAACUUGCUUGAUGCUGUUACGUUCCCCACGUACAAGCUUCAAAGGGUUGGCGUCAGGUCGAGCGACGGAAUGGGGCUUGUUUUCCAAGGAAAUGUUUUUGGACCAUACUACUUCAUUCAUAAAAUCAAGCACUUGCUCAAAGGCGGAGGAAGGAUUAUCUGGAUUUCGUCGGUUAUGGCCGAACCCAAGUUUUUGUCCUUCGAUGACUUGCAGUUGCUCAAAUCUCCUGAACCAUAUGAAGGCUCCAAAAGAUUGAUGGAUUUGGUUCACAGUGGCAAUAUCAAAAAGUGGAAGGAGGACGAUAUCUAUUCGUAUCUUGUCCAUCCUGGCAUCUUUACCAGUUUCUCGUUUUUCCAGUACUUGAAUUUCGUGACCUAUUACGGAAUGAUGCUAUUAUUCUAUAUCGCGAGAUUUAUGGGCUCUACCAUCCACAACAUAUCCGGUUAUACUGCGGCAAAUGCACCCGUGAGUGCUGCAUUGGCUGAUUAUGACCAAAACAAGAAAAUAGCUGCGUGCUGUAACAAGUGGGGAGAAGAGUUUUUGGAGGAGAAAGAAAUAGACACUACCGGUGCCGAAGAUGUCGCAGCCUAUAUGACAAGGCUUGCUGUCGAGUGGGAUGAAAAGCUAAAGGACCAGAUAGUUGAAACUCGGAUUCCAUAA